CAUCUACUCUUUGGGGGUUUGGGGCGGGCUUUGCAUUGGAUUAGUCAUUGUCAUCAUUUAUAUAUUUGCAGUGAAUCAAACAAUUCCACAAACAGACGUUAAAACAAAAACAACGACUGAAAAGCUGUUACACCAGCAAAAUUAUUCACUUUUCUGCAGUGUAUUAUAAUUAACAUUCGAAAUGCAUGCUGUGAUGGCGAAACGUCUAUUGCCCCACCAGGAAUCUGUGGAUGAUCCUGGCCCAGAUGAUUUGGAUAGUCCGGCCAUAGAAGCCGCCGCCUUGGAUAUACCACAACAAACUGCGGAUAAGGCCAUUCAGAAGGGCUUCUGGGAACGACCAGCCACAAAAUAUCAACCACCUCCAGAUGAUGGUUCCACUGUGCUCCGAUUUGAUAUAUUGCAGGCGCACAUUAUGCCUCGGGAUGGUGAAGAUCUGAAGAUUAAACGUUAUGUUGUCUACGAAUUGACCGUACGUCAGGAUUGCGCAACCGAGGAUACUCAACCGGCCAAGAUAGAGCGCAGAUAUACCGAUUUUCGUGAACUCUUCUUGGGCCUCAAACGUCAGUAUCCCGUGGAAAUGGCGAAUAAAUUUUUUCCCAGCAAAGUGCUGAUGGGUAACUUUAAGUCGGAUUUGAUCGGUGAGAGGAGUAUAGCCUUUGAGGAAUUUAUCUCACAUGUGGCCCAUAUCGAAAAGUUACGGGACACUGAUGUAUUCUUGCAUUUCCUGCAAAACGAAGAACUAAACCGUGCAUGCCAAUUGUUGGAUCAGCGUCGCUACGAGUUGGCCAUACCCAUAUUGGAGAAUUGCUUUCGUCUGUUGAACAAAAUCUAUAUGAACCGAUCCAAACCGGUCCUGCUAAUACUCUGCCGACUUGUUGCAGCCGCCUGCACAUUAUCUCCAGUUCCCCAUCAUUCUGCCGAACGUUGGGCCUUGCUGGCUUUGAGUCGUUUUGAUACACUGUCGGAUACUGAUCUGCUGCCAUUAUAUAUACCCCUAUUGCAUACCUGCGCACAUUUGUGGUGGCAACGUGGCCAGGAUCAGAAACCAAUCACAGAUCGCUUAACAAGCAUGUCCAAGCAAGGCAUUAACACAAAUUCAACAAUAAGCCUCAUGCAGGCCAUUCAUAAAAUUGAUCCACGCACUGAAACCAUCUAAGGGGAAUAUCUUUAACAUCACGUCAAUUUCACAAUUAUUCAGAUUAACUCUUCAAGAGAACGAUUUAUCAAGUAUCUCGUCAUCGCAAAGCGUCAAGUGCAAUUUAGAUCAAGAAAAAAGAUUAAUGUGUUAGUUUUAAGUCUAAAAUAUGUAAAAGUAGGUGUUCCAUUUGUUUUUUUAUUAUAUCAAUUAUUGUUUUGUCUAAUAUUGUAAUAAUGUAUACUAAAUGCAAGGUGUUUGUUUUAGAAUAUUUGGUAGUUAUUUUGCAAUCUAAUAACAUUUCAAGCAACAAUUUAUUGAUCACUUUGGAUAUUUUAGAAUCAUAAUCCGAAUAAUGAUCACAAUCUUCCCAAGUGCUAAUCUCUGUUUAAAAUCAGAACAAGCACCCUUAUGAUAUUUACUUUAUUGGUAAAAUCUGUUCAAAUCUUCUUUAUAUUUGUUGUUUAUUAACUUUGUAACCUGCCAAUGUUUUCCAGUCAUCGUUCCACUUUUGAUCAAACACAACUCAAAUUUUAUUUAUUUAUUUCUAAUUCUAAUCAUAUUGUCAUUAUGUUUUGUGUUAUGCAUGUAUGAAUCAUUAUAUAUAUAUACGUAUUUGAUAACCCUUUCAUUAAUGGAAAUAUUUCGUUUUUCAUUUUGAGUCA
Drosophila willistoni is the source of this 1800-nucleotide messenger RNA. It is a transcript of the gene Snx21, whose product is annotated as sorting nexin-21. Gene Ontology annotation, biological process: protein transport; tRNA aminoacylation for protein translation. The record is from RefSeq and is a predicted model, not a curated record. The transcript has 3 exons. Gene Ontology annotation, cellular component: early endosome membrane. The coding region runs from base 182 to 1156 and encodes 324 amino acids. Lineage: Eukaryota; Metazoa; Arthropoda; Insecta; Diptera; Drosophilidae. Gene Ontology annotation, molecular function: ATP binding; phosphatidylinositol phosphate binding; aminoacyl-tRNA ligase activity.